CCGUUUGCUGUAUUCGCGCCUCCCUCCAACGCCUUUCUGCCACACGUGGAUGUUGCGCGAGGCAUAAACAACAACAUGGCAAGCAACGGACUCUCUUAUGACGGCUGUAAUUUUUUCAGACAGCGGCUGGUUUUAUCGACUCUCAGCGGGAAGCAUGUGAAAAUAAAAAACAUCCGGUCUAAGGACGACAACCCGGGGCUUCGCGAUUUCGAGGCCAGCUUUGUCAGACUACUCGACAAAGUGACCAAUGGUUCCAGAAUAGAGAUAAAUCAAACAGGUACCAUGUUGUUCUACCAGCCUGGUCUGCUGUAUGGAGGCUCUGUAGAACACGACUGUAACCUACAGCGUUCGAUCGGGUAUUACCUGGAGGCGCUGCUCAUGCUAGCCCCUUUUAUGAAGACGCCUUUGAAGGCAACUCUCAGAGGAGUUACUAAUGACCCCACAGAUCCGACGGUUGACCUGUUGAAGUCCACAGCUCUGCCUCUGAUGAAAAGGUUUGGGAUUGAUGGAGAAGGUUUUGAUUUAAAGGUGGUGAAAAGAGGGAUGGCACCAGGUGGUGGUGGAGAAGUUGUUUUCACGUGUCCGGUUUGCAGAACCAUGAGACCAGUCCAGCUGACCGACCCAGGAAAGAUCAAGAGGAUCCGAGGAGUAGCAUAUUCUGUUCGCGUUUCGCCUCAGAUGGGUAACAGGAUUGUGGAGUCAGCCAGAGGUGUCCUCAACCAGUUUCUCCCGGACAUCUACAUCUACACAGACCACAUGAAAGGAGCCAACUCUGGAAAGUCUCCGGGUUUUGGUCUAACGCUGGUGGCAGAAACGCUCGAUGGCUGCUUCCUCAGUGCCGAGAUGUCCUCCACGCCACAGGGCCAGGGGGACUCCGUUCUGCCAGAGGACCUCGGCAGAAAUUGUGCUAAGCUGCUUUUGCAAGAGGUGUAUCGGGGUGGCUGUGUGGACUCAUCCAAUCAGAGCCUGGCGCUGCUGUUGAUGACCCUUGGCCAACAGGACGUGUCAAAGUUUCUGCUCGGACCACUCUCACCAUACACAAUCGAGUUCCUGAGACACAUCAGAGAUUUCUUCCAGGUCAUGUUCAAGAUUAAGGUCCAGAAGCCAUCAGAAGACGAGCGAAAGGGUGGAGAGAAAGUUCUGAUGACUUGUGUCGGAGUGGGCUAUAGCAAUAUAAACAAAACGGUUAAAUAAACAAUCUUUUUGUAUAAA
Messenger RNA from Nothobranchius furzeri (turquoise killifish), 1212 nucleotides. RefSeq names its product RNA terminal phosphate cyclase-like 1 (gene rcl1). The record is from RefSeq and is a predicted model, not a curated record. Gene Ontology annotation, cellular component: nucleolus. Gene Ontology annotation, biological process: endonucleolytic cleavage of tricistronic rRNA transcript (SSU-rRNA, 5.8S rRNA, LSU-rRNA); ribosome biogenesis. Gene Ontology annotation, molecular function: RNA endonuclease activity. NCBI's taxonomy places the organism in Eukaryota, Metazoa, Chordata, Actinopteri, Cyprinodontiformes, Nothobranchiidae.